UCCAUGUGCCGCCAGCUCUCACCGCCAGGAAUCCGCUGUACUGAGCGGCCACAUUACAAAGAGACCUCCGCAUUUCACUUGAUUACCCUCGACUCUUUCCACUCCGCCUGUCGUGGAGGAAGUGCACCGGCAACCAGCGCGGCUCUCUUUCUAUCAUACAGCCCGUACUACCCUCGCAUUGCUUAUUUUUGACCCCCCCUCCCUCCGCCGUAUUGUUUAUUCUUUUCAAGCCCUGGAAGUAUUUCAGUUUUUUUCUAACACAAAGACGCGGUGUGCGGCUGCACACGCGAGGAGCGACCUCGACUUUCGUAGACAUGUGUGGGCGACAGGACUGUCAAUUCAAGACCCUGCUCGCGGUUUUGGUUCUUGCUGCCGCCGCGGGCAACACGCACGGGCAAGGGCCAAAUGAAAGCAGCGAUGUCAGAACCAGAACUCCAGACAGUGACGUCUUCACACACUCACCAACACAGGACACAGAGGGCGAAGUCCACUUGGUUACCACCGCCUCACCCAUGAACAUCCCCAACCACCGGCCCGUCCUCAAGGGAAUGCUGUUUCACGAGCACCUGCUCACGAGGGACUUCCAGGGGGACCAGCAUUUCUUCAUGAGGGACGGCUCUGUGGCUGGGUACCCCACCAUGCCAGGCUCCAUGUCCGCCUUGGACACGGGAGACGCUGCCACUCAAGUGGUGCCCCACGAGGACGCCCCCGCUUUCUCGGACAUCGCCAGCACUGCCACUCAGGCCGCCACGCCCUCGCUGACCACGUUCACUCCUACGCCCCCAAGGCCGCCCCUGUCUCUCCCCAAGGAGAAGCCCAGCGGGGUCAACAUGGCACAGCCGACCACAGACUACCUCACCACUCAGGUGACACCGAGUAAUAGAGGUUCAGGGGGGGGAAACUACCCAGUUGUUGCACCAUUGUCAACGAAGAUGGAGAAAGACGAAGCGAGGGAGACACCGCUAAAACACAAAAGCAGCUCUGAUCGUCCUCUAACCAAGAUAACUGAGGUGACCCGGGUAGAGGCCACCACCACAAUGUCCACAACCAUCAUCACAACCACCACCAUCACACAAACAUCAGAGCCGUGCAGUCUGAAUUUCACUGAACCUGAGGGGAACAUCGAAAUCCUGCAGCAACUUGACUCUCGAGCGGAGUGCAACUACUUGAUCACUGUUUACCUGGGAUACGGCAUCGAGGUCCAGGUGCUAAAUGUGAGUGUGCUGGAGGGCGAGCGGGUGACAGUGGAAGACACCGGCGGCCGAGAACCCUUCAUCCUCGCCAACGAGACGGUCCUGAUGAGGGGUCUCGUCCUGCGCAGCUGGAGCAACCAGAUCUCCCUCCGAUUCCGGAGCGACCAGCAACACAACUCUGGAUUUCUGCUGCUGCAUUACCAAGCUUUUGUGCUGAGCUGUGCAUUUCCCAAAGAGCCAGCUGGCGGGGAAGUGUCCGUGACACACCUCCACGCCGGAGGAGAGGCCUACUUCAGCUGCUUCACCGGCUACAAGCUGCAAGGCCCCAAAAUGCUGACCUGCCGCAACGCAACCACGCCUUACUGGAGUGGGAAGGAGCCGCAGUGUGUAGCAUCCUGUGGGGGGAUGAUAAAAAACGCUACCUACGGCCGUAUCGUCAGCCCUGGUUUCCCUAGCAACUACAGCAACAACCUGACGUGCCACUGGGUCCUGGAGGUCCCCGAGGGCCACCGGCUGCACAUUCACUUUGAGAAGGUGGCUCUGGCAGAGGAUGAUGACAGGCUGCUGAUUAAGAAUGGCAACAACAUCGACUCCCCCCCUGUGUACGACUCCUACGAGGUGGAGUAUUUGCCCAACGAGGGUGUGCUCAGCACUGGACGCUACCUGUUCAUAGAGUUCACCACAGACGGGACAGUAACCUCCACUGGUGCAGCCAUCAGAUAUGAAGCUUUUGCCAUAGGCAUGUGCUACGAGCCCUUUGUGAAAUACGGCAACUUCAGCAGCAGCGACUCCACUUACGCCGUGGCUGCAGUGGUGGAAUUCUCGUGUGACCCCGGCUACACGCUGGAGCAAGGCUCCGUCGUGAUCGAGUGUGUGGACGCACAAAACCCUCAGUGGAAUGAAACGGAGCCAGCCUGCAGGGCUGUGUGCAGCGGCGAGAUCACCGACUCCGCCGGCGUGGUUUUGUCUCCCAAUUGGCCCGAGGCCUACGACAAGGGGCAGGACUGCAUCUGGGGCAUCCACGUGGAAGAGGACAAGAGGAUCAUGCUUGACAUCCAAGUCCUCCACUUGGGUAAGAACGACCUGCUGACCUUCUACGACGGCGAUGACCUCACAGCCAACAUCCUCGGUCAAUACAGCGGCACGCGCACGCACUUCAAGCUCUACACGUCGAUGGCCGACGUCACCAUCCAGUUUCAGUCAGAUCCCGCCACCAACAUAUACGGCUACAACAAUGGCUUCGUGGUCCACUUCUUCGAGGUGGCGAGGAACGACACGUGUUCGGAGCUGCCGGAGGUCACCAACGGCUGGAAGAGCACGUCCCACCCCGAUCUGAUCCACGGCACUGUCAUCACCUACCAGUGCUAUCCUGGUUUUGAGCUGGUCGGCUCGGAGAUCCUCAUGUGCCAGUGGGAUCUCACCUGGAGCGGUGAUGUGCCAAGGUGUGAGGAAGUUAUGACGUGUCGGGACCCUGGAAAUGUGGAGCACAGUCGCAGGGUGGUGUCGGGCAGUCGCUUGAUCGUCGGGUCCACGGUGCAGUUCAUCUGUAACAAAGGCUACGUCCUGUCCGGCAACAGCCUCCUCACCUGCUACAACCGGGACUCAGCCGCGCCCAAGUGGAGCGAGAGGCUGCCCAAGUGUGUCCCCGAGAAGUACGAGCCGUGCAGGAACCCCGGCGCUGCCUCCACCAGCGUGCAGAGCUCUGAAAAGGCCUUCUACCAGGCGGGAGAAACGUUGACCUUCUCCUGCCACUCCGGCUACGAGCUGCAGGGUGAGGCCGCCGUCUACUGCGUCCCCGGACACCCGUCACAGUGGAACAGCACCCCCCCGGCCUGCAGAGCAUCUGCAACCCAGUAUGAGAACGAACGCAGGCUGGACGUUGUUAAUAGGGAUUAUGCCAUGGAGGGAACCAACAUCGCCCUUGCAGUUUUUAUUCCAACCGCCAUCAUCUUGGUGGCUGUCCUGGGGAUUUACGUCUACUUUGCAAAACUGCAGGGGAAGUCGAUCAGAAUGCCAUCCUCCUCUCCACCGUACGACAACAUGACGGAGGAGUCAGCUUUCGACAACCCGAUAUACGAGAGUGGACAUCGGCAGAAUCAUAGAUACUAAACCCAGUCCUCCUUGGCUGUAAACUGCAGAACAGCUAUGAGGACAAAUGAAAAAAAAAAAAAAAAAAACGAUUAAAGAGGUGUCCAUGUAGAGACCUUAAAGCAAGAGUUGCUUAAGCGUGGCCUUGUGGGACCCUCUCUGCACUGCUCAUCUUUCCCUCCAACGUUUCUCUUUUUUCUUUUUAUUCCGCAAAUGAUGAUAUUCUUUCCAUAUUUCCCUUUGUGUGGAUUACUGUAAAUACGUCUCUGUCUCCACGGUCAACUGUGAAUCUGUGGGUCACCAUGGUGAUAUUUUUAUAAAGUAAAUUGCUGAUGACCGUCGGUGAUUGUAUGUUUUGGAGUACUUUUUGACGACCUGAGCCAGUAGCAGUCAGCGAUCGAGGGGGGAUCGACCUCAAUAAUCCGUUAUUGAGGUGUGUUGGAUACAAAUUCCCAAAUAUACCCAACAUUCUUUGGAAUUUUGGCCAUGAUCACUUUGUUUUUGUAUGUAUGGGUCUGCUAUUUGUAAAUAAACUGCCUGUCCAAUAUGAGUGCCUCACGACUAACUAUAACCUGAGAAAUCACAUGUGAAUAUGUUUGUUAAUCUUUCACUCGACUAUUAUUUCGUGCCGAACAUUCUCAGCACUGCAGGUGUGCUCCGUUUUUUUCCCAGAAGCACACAAAACCAAAAGAUUCAUGAUAUUUUCCCACCAUGGCUGACGACUGGUUCCCACUGCGUAUCGCCUCAGAGGAUUCCCAUGGGACCCAUCAGCUGUGCUUAGCGUCACACUGUCAAGUCUGCCUCAAAGAAAAAGUAGUAGUAGUACAUUUGUGUGUGUUCCAAAAUGUGGUUGCACCUCAACCUAAAAAUUCCAUUAACAACAUGGUUUUGCCAAUUUAUCAAUGCAGACCACUGAACAAAUAAAAUCCUGCAGUGUGCAUGGAUUUUUUUGAAUUUAUAUUUUGGUUCACAUUGUUGUGGUGCAUCUGUUUGUGUUCAAUUUUGUAGGUAGACCUUGUAUCAGUUUGGCACAUCCUUUACACUCUAACAAAUACAUUUCUUUCAGCAUCGCAGCUGAUGCAGCCACAUCCAGGAAACCAAAAUCCCCUUCACAUAUCUAUAAUCCUCUGAUUACUAAUAAAAUUAAUUGUGGUUUAA
Platichthys flesus (European flounder) is the source of this 4439-nucleotide messenger RNA. Its product is annotated as seizure protein 6 homolog. The record is from RefSeq and is a predicted model, not a curated record. Gene Ontology annotation, biological process: regulation of dendrite development; synapse maturation. The transcript is spliced from 18 exons. Gene Ontology annotation, cellular component: dendritic shaft; dendritic spine; endoplasmic reticulum. Bases 315 to 3302 code for a protein of 995 amino acids. NCBI's taxonomy places the organism in Eukaryota, Metazoa, Chordata, Actinopteri, Pleuronectiformes, Pleuronectidae.